GUUGAUAAAAUCAGGAUGGCUUUAAACUCAGGGCCGUCCCCGGGCAUCGGGCCUUACUAUGAAAACCACGGAUACCAACCAGAAGCCCUCUACCCAUCGCAGCCGGCCGUGGCUCCCAAUGUCUACGCUGCGUAUCCAGCUCAGUACUACCCAUCCCCGGUGCCCCAGUACACCUCCAGGGUCCCCACGCACACUUCGACACCUGGCAUCUACCGGCAGCCCAAGCCCCCUCCGGGGACAGUGUGUACCACAAGGGCCAAGAAAGUACUGUGUGUCACUCUUGUCCUCGGGACCUUCCUUGUGGUCACUGUUAUAGCUGCUGUCCUGGUCUGGAAGUUCUUGGAGAACAAGUGCUCCGUGUCCGAGAUGGAGUGUGGCUCCUCAGGGACCUGCGUCAGCCCCUCCUUCUGGUGUGAUGGCAUCGCGCACUGCCCCAACGGCGAGGACGAGAACCAAUGUGUUCGCCUCUACGGACCCAACUUCAUCCUCCAGGUCUACUCGCCAGAGCGGAAGGCCUGGCACCCCGUGUGCCAGGAUGAUUGGAACGAGAACUUCGCCAGGGCGGCCUGCAAGGACAUGGGCUACAAGAACAGCUUUUAUUCCACGCGGGGGAUCGUGGACGACAGCGGUGCCGCGAGCUUCAUGAAGCUGAACACGAGUGCUGGCACCGUCGAUCUCUAUAAAAAGCUCUACCACAGUGAUAGCUGCUCCUCAAACACAGUGGUUUCUUUACGCUGCGUCGCAACUGCGAAAGUCCUGGAACCUAAAACCAUCACCUGGUCCCUGUGGCCCAAAAACCCCGGAUCAUGCAGGCGCAAGGCGGAGACCACUGCGGGCUUCCUCACGCACUGCGGCUGGUCCUGCCACACCACUGGACCUCACCGGCCCCUGGAGGUACAGUCUGGCUUCCACAGCCACUGUUGUCCCAGACUGGAGAUGGCCUGCUACUGA
This is a messenger RNA of Marmota flaviventris (yellow-bellied marmot), 951 nucleotides long. The record is from RefSeq and is a predicted model, not a curated record. NCBI's taxonomy places the organism in Eukaryota, Metazoa, Chordata, Mammalia, Rodentia, Sciuridae.